AUACUGAUUGAUUGGUUGGUUGAUUGGUUGAUUGGUUGAUUGAUUGGUUGGUUGAUUGGUUGGUUGAUUGGUUGAUUGAUUGGUUGAUUGUAUAAAGAAUGGUUAACGGAGGCGAUGGAGCGCUGGUGGGCACAAACUGCAGCAGCAACGCGUUACCCCAAGAUUGUGUGGCAUCGAUUUUGUCGUCUCUGACGCGUCAAGCAGAUCGCAAGGCAGCAGCGUUCGUUUGCAAAGAUUGGCUUCGUGUCGCCUUGUCCACGUGGACUGUUAGAUUCUUCUCUGCGCCUUUUUCAGCUCCCCUUGGGGAUCUGACACGUCUGCUCCGCGUUUUCGACUCGCUCACUUCGUGUUGCGUGGUGCUGUCGAGGACAACGGACACGUGUGACGUUCUGUCGUCGUUGUCCGCGCACUGCCCCUCCUUGGCGCGUCUUUCUCUGCAGGGCGAUGGUAAGGGCGUCCACGUGUCACGCGGUGGGCUCGUGAGCCUCACGUCGAACCUCCCAUCGCUUACAGCCGUCGAUUUAUCUGGCCUGGCGACGAUCUGUGGGGAAGAUCUGGCAGCCAUAGCCGCGAACCUUCAGUCUCUGCGCGAGAUCGACCUCAGCGGGUGCAAGCUCGAAAAGGCUCUCCCUCCUCCUCCUCCCCCUCCCCUCUCGUCGUCGUCGUCGUCGCCUUCCUGUCCCGUUUCCUGGUCGCACCAAUCAAGCGAAAACGCCUUGACAGGCUGCUUCUCUCAUGAUGAGCUUGCUGAGCGGUUGAGCGAUGGUGAUGGAGGGCAAAAGAAGGUGCAGAGGCCGUCAGAUGGUGGUAAACCGCUUGCGGAUCUCACGAACCGCGUAGGAAGAGGAGGAGCAAGAGGAGGAGGAGGAGGAGGAGGAGAUGGUGGAGGCGGCGGAGGAGGAGGAGAAGCGACUACCGGUAGCGCCCACCGUCCGCGGAGCUGCUGCGGCAGGAGCAAGGCUACGGCUGAUGUCGUCGGCAUUCUCGAUGGUGAGGAGAGCGGGGGUUGUAGAGCAGAAGACGGGGGAGGGAAGAUAGUCGGUGGGGGUUGUGUAGCCCUCGGAGUCGUCGAAUGUGCUCCCCUCGCGGUCGUUGAUCCCGCUUGUCGAUCUUGUGACAGGUGGCGUGCUCACGUGGCUCCGCUCCCGGUCGUUGAUCCUGUGUUCGGCGCAUUGUUAUCGUGUGGCAGUUGGUGCCUGAGGUACCUCGAAGUGAUUAAUCUGGAGGGCUGUGGGGUUGACGUCACCAACGAGGGGCUGGUGGAACUAACCAGGAGGUGCCGGAGGCUGCGUGAUGUGGGCUUGCCACGUGUCACCGGGUUGCUGGACGAAGGACUCCGUGGAUUGGCUCGAGGCUGCCGCGCCUUGGAGCGGCUCAGCAUCUAUGGCAGCCAGUUGGUAUCCUGCCGCGGGCUUCGUCUGCUCGGCGCGCGGUGCCGAUCACUGUAUUAUCUGUCAAUGGGUGUCAUCUCUGUGGAGGCGGUGGAGGGUCUGAUUGCUCUGAUGACACACACUGCGACACUGCGGGAACUGAAGCUGGUCCGUGUCGCUCACGGUGGGCUUGGCUCUGCUGUUGCCUCUGCCAUCGCCCGUCACGGGCGCUUUAUAGAGUCGCUGGACGUCUUUUCGGUGUCGGACAGCGCGGGAAGCGGCGAAGGCGGCGGCGGCGGCGGAGAGGAGUCCACGACCAGAUCGUCGUCGUCGUCAGGUGCAUGCUGGAUGUCGGUUGUUCGCGGUUGCCCUCGUCUGGCCCACCUCUGCCUCCGUGACUGCCCAAACAUGACCGAUGGGGAUCUCAGGGUCUUCUGCUCCUCCUCCUCCUCCUCCUCCUCCUCUUCCUCCUCCUCCUCGGGCUCCGUGGAAGAGGAUUCUUCUCUUGUUGUUGGUGAAGGAAGACGGAGGGGGGGAGGAGGAGGAGCUGGCGGUGGUAGUGCCGUCGAGGGCGCCGGCUUCUCCUUCGGCAGAUUGACGUCGCUGUCUCUCAUGCAUGCUGAUGUGUCGGGAUCGGGACUGGUGUGGGUGAAAGAGGCCUGCCGGCUCAGCCUGCAGAAGCUGGACCUGAGUUUUUCGAGAGUGGCCCAUCUGCGAGCCCUCAAGGCGGGAGGGGACAGCAGAUGGAUCUCCUUGGAGGCCAUCAAUCUGGAGGGCUGCGACCAGAUCGACGACGAUGACAUGGAAGCCAUAGCCGACACGUGUCCCAAUCUCCGCUCGCUGAACGUCAGCGAGUGCUUGGCGGUAAGCGACGUCGGGGUUCGCUUGCUGUCUCGUCGAGGGGGCAGUAGCCUCGAGCAUCUCGACAUGAGGCGGACGCCACGUGUCACCGGUCAAAGCUUCCGCUCGGGAUUCCCCCGGCUGCGGAAACUCCGUUUGACCCACUGUCGGUUGAACGAGGAUGGACUGCGCGCCAUCGCCGCCGGCUGCGCAAGAUUGGCGGAUCUCACCAUCGUGUCCUGCUUCAAGGUGACUGAUGCAGGGCUGAAAUGGAUGGCUAGCUGUGCGGAGCUCGAGAGGCUGACCACGGAGAGUUGCUGCAACAUCAGCGCCGCCGGGAUCUGGGACCUGGCCAAGCGGUGCCCGGUGCUAUCGGAAGUCGUUUUGUCGUCUUGUGAACGCGUGGCGUCGUCCGACGUGGUCUGGCUCGCUGAGCGGAUGCGCUCCAAGCGCCUGGGCGGCGUGUGCUGCACGAUGCGCUGAAGACAGUAAAUCACACAGCUGCGGCGACAGAAGCAAUCAAUCCGCCGACGUCUGGACCGCGUCCUCGCAUCUGUGUGUGUGGUUGGACUAGGCUAAGGUCGAGGAUCGCGAUCCCUCUAUGGUGUGUGACGCUGAGCGGCGGCAUAGUGCCGUGUUGCGUUCAUCCUCUCGCAUCUCACGUGUCACGUGUGUGUGUAGACACUCUUUCGGCCGGUCAUGCCUUGGGCGUAUGAUGCCGGAUGAUGCGCUCAAUAAAUCACACGGCCACAACCGAAGCAAUCAAUCCGACGACGUCGGGACCCGUCCUGGCUUCGCUGGGUGUGUGCUUCUACGAGGUCGACGAGGAUCGCGAUCCCUACUAUGGUGUGUGACGCUGAGCGUCGGGACUCGUCCUCGCUUCGCUGUGCUUCUACUAGUAGGGUCGAGGAUCGCGAUCCCGACUCAUCCUGGCUUCGCUGUGCUUCUACUUGUAGGGUCGAGGAUCGCGAUCCCUUUGUGGUGUGUGACGCUGAGCGGCAUCGUGCCGUGUUGCGUUCAUCUUCUCGCAUCUCACGUGUCACGUGUGUGUGUAGACACUCUUUCGGCCGGUCACGCCAUCGCAGCUGCUGCUGAUGCGGCCUAAAAGCCCCUGGGCGGCGUAUGAUGCCGGACGAUGGGCUCAAUAAAUUGCACAGCCACAACCGAAGCAAUCAAAUCAAUCCGACGUCAGGACCCGUUAUGGCUUCGCUAUGUUUCUUCUACGAUCCGGGUGAGGGCAUACUCACACUACGUAGCACUUUCCUACCUGGUAUCUGACUGCAAUUACGACUGUGUACGUGGAUGUAUGAAUCUGACUGCAAUCACGUUCAAAGCUAGGUAGAAAAGGUGGUGGGGGGACAUGAUAUGGUUGAACAGGUGGUGGGGGGACAUGAUAUGGUUGAACGAGUAGUAGUGUUGGGCCCACUCGCUGCCGUUCAAACGUUCCAUUACCUUCUUCCCCCGAAUACAACGUGAGGCUCAUUAUCGUUGCAUUUGGCGUAACCUUCAGUCUAGACACCUCGAUAAUAACUGUACGCAUUCUAUUCGGUGGAAGACGGUGGCAUGGGGGCUACAGAAACUGCUGCUUUUGCUUCUGCUGCUGCUGCUGCUGCUGCUGCUGCUCCUCCGUCAUCUCUCUGAGAGCUUGCCUUUUGGUGAUUGAUGUCCCCUCCUUUUCGUACACCAGACCGACUUGGAAAUGAGAAGAACUUCAGAAAUGAGAACAACUUCAGAAAAUGCAACGCGAGCGAUGCCUUUGGGGUCGUCUAGUAUCAUUGGAUCUAGCUAACUAACACACCCAUUCGAUCGUUGGAUCUAGCUAAGUAACACCCAUUC
This is a messenger RNA of Chara braunii, 4046 nucleotides long. Lineage: Eukaryota; Viridiplantae; Streptophyta; Charophyceae; Charales; Characeae. The record is from the annotation of a GenBank genome assembly.